UGGGCCCAUGUGUUGUUUGUGUACAAAAAAAACCGCUAGGCUUGGUCAAAACAACUUACUGAUUGCAACCUAUUAAGUGCACUAUACAAUUAUUAAUCUAUUAGAAAAGAUUAAAAUUUUAUAAGAAACUUUGUGCAAUUUGGUGUAUUGAUUCGAUGGGGGUUGUUCAGAGGCGGUUACUACUAGGUUGUGGUGAUGUAACAAGAUUUUGCAGGACUCGAACAACAUCACAGCAUUCUCGAAAUUUAUUCCAGGAGAGGAGCUUGCAGUGUUGCAAUCUACACAACAGACGAUUAUUAAAUGAAAUGAAUUAUAAGAAUUAUUUUCAAUUGAUGAAAAAUAUGCAUGCUAGGAUCUUAAAACCAGAUUUAAAUGUAAUUUUACGAAAACGGUGGCAGCAUGGAGGAUCAUCAAGCGAACAUACAAUGAACGUAUUUGACCGCAAAACAAAACAAAUGCAACGAGACCGAGCUGCGAUGGCAGACAACGUCGACGUGUAUGAUUACUUAAAAGAUGAGGUUGCUUAUAGAUUAGUAGACAGAUUACGUGAUGUCACAAGGAAGUUUGAUGUUGCUCUUGAUUUAAGUUGUGGACGUGGACACCUAGCAAAAUAUUUAAAUGAGGAACUUGUCAGUACACUCUACCAGUGUGAAUUUUCAGAGAAAAUGCUUAAUCAGAGUCAUACCUGUGAAGAUGUGGAAACUAUUAAGGUUCAAGCAGAUGAAGAGUUUAUACCAUUUCAGGAGAAUUCUUUGGAUUUAGUGCUAAGUAGUCUCAGUUUGCAUUGGAUCAACGAUCUACCCGGAACGCUUCAUCAGAUUCACAAUUGCUUAAAGAAUGAUGGUGCUUUCAUUGGAGUGAUGUUUGGGGGCGACACACUCUUUGAACUAAGAUGUUCAUUACAGUUAGCUGAACUUGAGCGAGAAGGAGGUUUUGCGCCGCACGUGUCGCCAUUCACUGACAUACGUGAUCUUGGCAGCCUGUUGAACCGUGCAGGGUUUACCUUGCUAACAGUGGAUGUUGAUGAAAUCAAAGUGAAUUACCCAUCAAUGUUUGAGGUCAUGUCGGACUUGAAAGGCAUGGCAGAAAGCAAUGCAUCUUGGUCUAGGAAACUUAUACUCCAUCGAGACACAUUAGCAGCAGCUUCAGCUAUCUACAAAGAAAUGUACGGUAACGAUGAUGGAACAGUACCUGCUACCUUUGAACUCUAUUUUAUGAUUGGUUGGAAGCCAGACCAAUCACAGGCUAAGCCAGCUAGCAGAGGCUCAGCAAAAAUGUCUUUAAAAGAUAUUGGAAACUUGCAAUCAAAGAAAGGUAAACAAGAUAAAACCGCUGAAUGACACAAGAUACCUGAAGAGGCUUUGGGAUGAAUAGAAUGUAACAGGCCUUGAAACGACUCCAAUUACCAAAGCAUUGUGAUAAUAACAUUUAUUGAUAAUCAUCUAACCAAUCAUUUGAACUUAAUUCAACUAAACUAAAACCAAAUAUUUGAUAAUAUUGUAAUUUUUUUGGUACAUUUGCAUUUGUUUUGGUUUUUUUUUCUUCUCUGUUGUUGUUAAGCGCCUCGAGGUUGUGUCAACGUGAGGCGCUAUAUAAAUCCAUAAAUAUUAUUAUUAUUAUCAUAAGAGACCAGUGGCUACACCAGUGCGGUGGCAGGGAGAUUAUGCCCCGUUCCUCCUGUUGGCAGGCUGUUGGACUUGAUUUGUUUGAUCAAAAAUGGGGGAAAUUUGGGAAUAAUGUGCUAACACUUAUAUUUGCCCCUGGUCUCCACCAGGUCCCCUGUCGGAUAGAUUAUCCCCCUCAUCGGGCAAAUCCUGGUGGCGCCACUGGAGAAAACUCAUAAGAAUAGGUGCUUAAACGUACAUUCAGCUAUCAACAACCAAGCACCAUUGAUGAAAGAGCACACCCACCUAGCAAAAACCAAGCACCAAGAAUUGAAUAGUAAACCUACCUACUGACAGCAAAGCAUUAGAAAUCUUUACUAACAAGAAAGCAUCGAGAGUGUUAGUACAUUAUCGUAAUGUUCCAUUAAGUACUGCGGUGCUUUUAAACUUUUUUAAAGCUUUUAGUGUGGCACUUAUUUGAGAGUGAUACUCAUUUGAAAGUGGCGCUUAUUACACAUUAUUUUUGUGCCGGUACCAUGUAUUGUACAUCAGCUAAUUUGACUUGUUGCAACGUUAGUAUUGUUUAAUCCAUAAAACUUGAUUUACAUGUGUUUGAUAGUGUCUCGAUGAUAAGAAACAUCAAUCAUUUUGACAGUGGCGUAAAAUCUAUGAGCUCUCACUUUCUAAAGCCAGGAGCCCACUUAAAGGGCCCCGGGAAGUUCAUCAAUAUUUUUUUUUUUGCUGCAUAUCGGCUUAGCGGAGCAGGGCUUUUUCUGGAACUAAAUGUGUUUUAGGAAAAAAAAGAAGAAAAGCAAGACCUUAAAAUGCCGAAAGUGGUGGGCUUUGCCCCGUACCAAAAGUCUCUACUUGGAUCCCAAGGCUCCACCUGGACCCAGUUACCAAUUUACUAGGGCCUGAAGAAUUUUUAGCCAGGGGCCUUGCACUUUUUUGUUAUUCCACUGACUCUUGAUUAAGUGCAACAACAUUCAUUUUAAACUAGAACAUUCUCUCAUAAACACUGUUGCGCUUAUAGAAAUGCUGUGCUUAGCGAAAGAAAUCAUGUUUGGUGUGGUACUUAAUUCAAGAGCAAAGCUUAUUUUUGAGAGAGCAGUUUAUUGGAUCAUUGAUGGUAAACUACUAACAAUGAAGUACCAGGAUUGUUGCUUUACUUAAAAUAUUUCAUAGUAAUUAGACUGUCAAUCUUAUCAUUCUACCUAUAUCAGGAUGCUGUGGAGUUGCUAUUUUAUACUUGGUGUAGUUGGUAGUUUAAUUUUAUUUUAUGCAUUUUUCUGAGUAAAGGAUGGAACAUAAUAUGCACUGAGAGAUAGUUUGGUCUAAUUGAAUUUAUUCCUUCAACAAUACUUAUUAUUAUAAUGGUAACAAACAAUUACAAAUUUGAAAGAAAACAUUUGAUUAAAUAUAUUGUUUAUGAAGGUCAGAUCAGUAAUAUAUAGAAAUUAAAACUAGAAAAAAAACCUUGACUCAUGGACUCAAAUUCAAAACAGUGUCUCAGAAUCUUGUUAAAAUCAUAAUUAAAAGUAUUGAGCUACAAAUCAGUAUCAUAAUUUAAUUAAAAAAAAUACUGUAAUGAAUUGAAUGAUCUAUAUGACGAAAAUAUGAGGGGUUGGUGGAGUGAAGUUCAUCACACUUUUAUAUUUUUGUGAAAGUUAAACUGAUUAAAGUUAACAAAAUUAUGUAA
This is a messenger RNA of Anneissia japonica, 3303 nucleotides long. Its product is annotated as arginine-hydroxylase NDUFAF5, mitochondrial-like. Gene Ontology annotation, cellular component: mitochondrion. Bases 156 to 1340 code for a protein of 394 amino acids. The transcript is spliced from 13 exons. Lineage: Eukaryota; Metazoa; Echinodermata; Crinoidea; Comatulida; Comatulidae. The record is from RefSeq and is a predicted model, not a curated record. Gene Ontology annotation, biological process: mitochondrial respiratory chain complex I assembly. Gene Ontology annotation, molecular function: S-adenosylmethionine-dependent methyltransferase activity.